CCUUUGCUGUCGCUUGGGUCUGGGCUGCACUUAGGAGCCUCCGCCCUCGGGAGCCCACUGGGGUCUCGUGUGUCCCUUCGUUCGUUCAUUCAUUCAUUCAUUCAUUUGCGCAGUCCACAUGUUGGCUGAGCGUCCUUUGUGCCAGGCCUCCUUGCAGGGGCUGAGAAUGAACCCCAUCCGCACUUGCAUUCUACUGUGACAACUUCCCUUAGUGGCAAGUGCUGCGAAGACAAUAAAAGAAGAUGCUGUCACAGGGCUUGGGGAAGGUCGCCACUGCAGAUGGGUGGUCCGAGGAGGCCCCUCUGGGGAAGUGACCUAUAAAUGGAAACCUGAAAGAUGGGGAGACAGUCAUUUAAGGAUUUGGGGGACCGGUGUGCCAAGGGUAGGAGUGGCCCACAGGAGGCUGGUGUGGUUGGAGGGGCUGGCUCCAGGGAGACUGGGAGCCGGCUGCAUAGCCAGGGGCCAUGCCACUGGGGCCAUAGAUAGCUAUGGAAGAAUAUUGAGGACCGGAGUGACAUAUUGUAAGUUUAAAAGCUCCCCCUGGCAGCUUGGUGGAGAAUAGGAAUAGCAGUGUAAGGUGGUGGUGGUGGUGGGGGGUGUCCCGUUGGGAGGAGGACUAAAUGUGGGGAGGUGGCUGCCCUAUGGCAAGGGGCAUGGGAUCACUGGGUGACCAGGCGGAACUGUCACCACAGGAUCUGCCUCUCUGUAACUGGGAGGAGGUGGAGAGGAGCCUGGGAGCCGCUGAGCCCUCCUCCAGCCUUCCCCUCGCCUAAUCUCCAGCCCAACAGUCCUCCCAGUCUAUCUCUCUUCCCUUCCCUCCCUGCCCUGUCACUUGUCCUUACUGUUCCCUUUCAGGCCUGGACAUUCGGUCUCCCGUUCUGAGCCCAGUGGCAUCUUCUGGACUCUCUGAGGGGCAGUCAGGACUGCUUCGGUGAAGUUCCGACAGUCCCAUGGCCCCGGCCGGCCGCUGAGCUCCAACAUGGGCAGCUUUUACUCGGAAUACCUGAACUCCAGCAAGGUCCUGGAGCACUACACAUACACCAAAGAGACGCUGGAAACACAGGAGACACCCUCCCGGCAGGUGGCCUCGGCCUUCAUCAUCAUCCUGUGCUGCGCCAUCGUGGUGGAAAACUUGCUAGUGCUCAUAGCCGUGGCACGCAACAGCAAGUUCCACUCGGCCAUGUACCUGUUCCUGGGCAACCUGGCCGCCUCCGAUCUCCUGGCCGGCGUGGCCUUCGUGGCCAACACCUUGCUGUCCGGCCCCGUCACGCUGGGGCUGACGCCCGUGCAGUGGUUCGCCCGGGAGGGCUCCGCCUUCAUCACGCUCUCUGCCUCCGUCUUCAGCCUCCUGGCCAUCGCCAUCGAGAGGCAUGUGGCCAUCGCCAAGGUCAAGCCUUACGGCAGCGACAAGAGCUGCCGCAUGCUGCUGCUCAUUGGCGCCUCGUGGGUCAUCUCGCUGGUUCUUGGUGGCCUGCCCAUCCUUGGCUGGAACUGCCUGGGCCAGCUCGAGGCGUGUUCCACCGUCCUGCCUCUGUACGCCAAGCACUACGUGCUGUGCGUGGUGACCAUCUUCUCCGUCAUCCUGCUGGCCAUCGUGGCCCUGUACGUCCGGAUCUACUGCGUGGUCCGCUCCAGCCACGCCGAAAUGGCCGGAUCACAGACGCUGGCCCUGCUCAAGACGGUCACCAUCGUGCUUGGCGUGUUCAUCGUGUGCUGGCUGCCAGCUUUCAGCAUCCUCCUCUUGGACUACGCCUGCCCCGUGCGCUCCUGCCCCGUCCUUUACAAAGCCCACUACUUCUUCGCCUUCGCCACGCUCAACUCGCUGCUCAACCCCGUCAUCUACACGUGGCGCAGCCGGGACCUGCGGCGGGAGGUGCUGCGGCCGCUGCGGUGCUGGCAGCGGGCGGCGGGGGUGCAAGGGCGGCGGGGUGGCACCCCGGGCCACCACCUCCUGCCGCUGCGCAGCUCCAGCUCGCUGGAGAGGGGCACGCACAUGCCCACGUCCCCCACAUUCCUGGAGGGCAACACGGUGGUCUGAGGCCGCAGGGGCCGGUAGGUGGACUGGCAAUCGGGCCACAGCAGGGGGCUGCGUGGAGAGGCUCCAGGUGACCUCAGACAGGGGCAAGGGGCUGCCACGACAAAUGCCCCACCCCCCCCAGACCCGGAUGACAUCGCAAGCAUUUCACACCCUGCGUGGCCAGCUGGGGCGCUGCCUGGUCUGGUCCCAGUGCUGCAGUGGGGUCCUGGGGUCAGUGCGGUGCCCAGUGUGACCCCUUUAGAACUGGAUCGUGGGGACACGGGGGGGGGCACCCAUAAAGGGUGAGGUGACAGCAGGCGUGCACUCAAGGGGGGAACUCAGGGCAGGACCACUUUACCACGCGGUUCAAAGGAUUCCAACAUUUUCCUGUCGGACCCCCAACCCUGCACCAAAGUCCCCUCUCUGAAUCUAUCCUCCCGUGCCACCUUCUCUGGACAAGCUCAGGCCACUUCUUUGGAACCACUGUCGGGAAGAGCUCGAGGCCCCUCUAGGGCCUCAAUCCACAGCUUCCCUAAAUUUCACCAGCUGCCACUUGGGCGACUUCUUCCCUUUCCUCUGAGUCCACGAGAUGCCCGGAAAUCUCGGGGUGGAGGUGGCGAGGGGAGGGGGCUGAACCCAUCCCCGGAGCUCAGACCUCAUUGGUCAGUUGCACUAUUGGGGGCAUAGACGAAUAAUAACCAAAGGCGGGAAAUACCAGUUUGGGCGAAGCUGCUUCUCCUGGUGUGGGGCAGGGUGGGACUUGAGAAAAUCCUGGGGGAAAUGUUUGCACAGGAUCCCUGCCUUCCAAAUGCCACCCCCACCAGCCGUCCCCUCCUCCGAACCUGCAGCCCCAGCCAAGGUCCCAGGUCUCUGAAGGCAGGGCAGCCCUGAGUGCCCUAUGCCUUCUUUCAAGUUAUAUUGAAUGGGGGGGGUGGCCAAGGACAUAUCUGAGGGUGCUGUCCCCUAACCUCCCCCGGAAGGACUUUAUGAAAUCCUGUGGAUAGACGGAAGGGAUUUUGCGGUACGAACAUAUAUUUAUGUGUGUCUGUGUGUGUGCACAUACGUGACGUCUGUGACCCCUCUCCCGAUCACGUAUCCCCCCGAAUGGAUGCUGUUCUGUCUCCUCUUGUCCGUGUUGAAGCUGCCAAAGGAAGGUUCUGGCGCUGCCCAGACCCUGAUUGCUGACUCAUCCGCCCCCUGAGAGCUGGGGUGCAGCUCACACUGGGGACGGAAACCUCACGCCUGCCUGCCUCGAAGCAAUUUCUUGUGAAUGCAAAGGCUGGGGGAAGGGGUCUUUGGGGGGCAAGGAGCCAGUCAGGGGCUUGUCUCCCCGACACACAGCUCCCCAGACCCCUCCUCAUGCCUGCGACUCAGAUGUAGGCCAAUAAACAGUUCAAUCUCU
This is a messenger RNA of Microcebus murinus (gray mouse lemur), 3419 nucleotides long. The record is from RefSeq and is a predicted model, not a curated record. NCBI's taxonomy places the organism in Eukaryota, Metazoa, Chordata, Mammalia, Primates, Cheirogaleidae.